AUGCGCUGCUCUAUCGUUGUUUCCAUUCUGUCGGUCGUGACGGCGGUAUACGGUUAUGCUGAUCCCAUGGCAUGCUCUGGUGUUUGCACAAAUGCUCACGAUCCCGCCCUCAUCCGCCGCGCUGAUGGCACGUACUACCGCUUCUCGACCGGUGGCAAGAUCGCUAUCCACACGGCGCCAUCUAUCACCGGACCCUGGACCUACAAAGGUGCUGCCAUCCCUGCUGGGUCGAAGAUCAACUUAGCUGGCAAGGACGAUCUAUGGGCUCCUGAUGUAACCUUAGUUGGCGAUACGUACUACCUAUACUACAGCGUGUCGUCUUUCGGUGUACAGAACUCAGCCAUUGGAGUCGCAACCAGCAAGGAUCUCAACACUUGGACUGAUCAUGGCGCAACUGGCAUUGCUUCGAGUGCCGGCAAGAAUUAUAAUGCUAUUGAUGGAGCGCUCUACUGGGACGGUUCCAAGUUUGUCAUGUCCUUCGGAUCGUUCUGGUCGGAUAUCUUCAGCAUCAACAUGGCCAACCCACCCCUCAAGACCAGUUCCUCAACCAUGACCAACAUUGCAUUCAAACCCGGGGGUACUCAUGCUCAGGAAGGUCCAUACAUUGCGCUCAACGGAAACUACCAUUACCUCUUCUUCUCUGUCGGCCAGUGCUGCGGCUUUGACAGCAAUAGGCCCGCUGCUGGUCAGGAGUACAAGAUUCAAGUCUGCAGAUCAAGAAGCGCCACUGGCGGCUUCGUCGAUAAGAACGGCGUGGAUUGUACCAAGGGUGGCGGCACCACGGUUCUCGAGUCUCAUGGUUGGGUCUAUGGACCUGGUGGCCAAGGAGUUUACUAUGAUCCUAAGCUCGGCCCUGUCCUCUACUACCACUACGUCGACACACGUAUUGGCUACGCCGAUGGUCAAAAGAAAUUCGGCAUUAACCGUAUCAACUUCUCAAGCGGUUGGCCGGUAGUAUGA
Pyrenophora tritici-repentis Pt-1C-BFP is the source of this 960-nucleotide messenger RNA. Its product is annotated as Glyco-hydro-43 domain containing protein. Gene Ontology annotation, molecular function: arabinan endo-1,5-alpha-L-arabinosidase activity. Lineage: Eukaryota; Fungi; Ascomycota; Dothideomycetes; Pleosporales; Pleosporaceae. Gene Ontology annotation, biological process: carbohydrate metabolic process. The record is from RefSeq and is a predicted model, not a curated record.